AUGACUGGAGAGAAACUCGUCUUAGCAGAUCCCAGUACCGUCCCGAGUUUUCCCAAAGAGAUGAUUGUCACUAUGGACAAGCUCUCGGGACAAUACGGCCAUCCGAUGAUCAUGUUGGCCGAUCCCAGUAAGACACGAGCGCUAUUCCCAUUUGUCAAGGAUCUCAAAGCCUGGCUGAAGGGAAUUAAUCUAGCCAAAGGUAAUAUGGCUGAAAGGCCAGACUUUGCAGCUCACAAUGAACAAGGAGUAAGAAGAGAAUCAGGUCUGCCAGAGUAG
Molecule: messenger RNA, 276 nt
Organism: Kwoniella mangroviensis CBS 8507
Lineage: Eukaryota; Fungi; Basidiomycota; Tremellomycetes; Tremellales; Cryptococcaceae
Exons: 2
Coding region: 1-276 (91 amino acids)
Source: RefSeq, a predicted model, not a curated record